Spea bombifrons (plains spadefoot toad) is the source of this 1608-nucleotide messenger RNA. RefSeq lists its product as uncharacterized. Gene Ontology annotation, cellular component: plasma membrane; Golgi apparatus. Lineage: Eukaryota; Metazoa; Chordata; Amphibia; Anura; Pelobatidae. The coding region runs from base 86 to 1504 and encodes 472 amino acids. Gene Ontology annotation, biological process: activation of protein kinase B activity. The transcript has 9 exons. The record is from RefSeq and is a predicted model, not a curated record.
GGCAGGUCCUCGAGGAACAUCAUUGGAACUGGUAGAGAGCGAACCGUUUAGCAGACAUUCAUCUACCCUACAGACCGUCUCAGAAAUGGAGAACGGAGGGUUUGAAAUGCAAGAAGAAGGGGCUGCGGGCUUUAACCCCAAAACGCAACAAAACAAAAUGUACCCUUAUUCUUUUCAGGAAAAGAAAAAACCUUCAUGGUCGCUCCUGAGAAUCUUCCUGGUUUGUUUUCUGGCUUGCCUCAUAACCACAGCCAUCGGAGUGCUGAUCCUGUCCUUGGUCUACGUCGGGCAUUUCAAUGAGAAAACCGCUCAGGACACGAUGAGUCCCGGCAUGGACGCCAAACCGCCACAAAAACCCGCUGACAGCCGCUAUAGCUUCAUGAACCAUCUCGGCAAAUCUAAGGUGUUUGAGUACCAAGGAGGCGAGAUCCAGUGGGCCAGGUUCAGGAGGAACCCCAGCGAAUAUUCCGACGAGAACGAAAUGCGUUUCGGGGCCAGCAUCAACAACCACCAGUCCAAGAUGACCAUCGCGACGCUUCGGAUCGUGAGCAAAGGGUUAAGAGCCCCGCACUGGCAUUUCAACGCCAACGAGCACGGCUUUCUCAUACAGGGUACGGCAUGGAUUGGCAUUGUCGACGAUGGUGCCAACACCGUGACCACAUACAACGUGACGGCCGGCCAGGUCAUCUUCUUCCCAAAGAACACCCUCCACUGGGUGAAGAAUGUGGGCGAUGAAGACUGCCUUUUCCUCCUCUUCUUCACAACACACGACGAGCUUAAGACUCUCGACGUGGACGACGCGUUCUUCCUGACCCCGGAGGAUAUCGCUUCGCGCUCCUUAAAGCCGGAAGGAGGGGUGGGCUUCAUCCGGACCUUCCAGAAACCGAAUGAAGAUCAAGCCAUCAAUCUCCCAUCGAAUCUCAUGGAGCUCAUCCAGAACGCUAGCUACGUGCAGUCCGAGGACAGUCUAGUCUGGAAAUACUUUUAUGACCUGAAAGGAUCGAGAGAAUUUGUUUUUCCCGGAGGUAUCAUUCAGUGGGCGCGUUAUCGCAGAAACGGAGCUGGUCUGAACAACAAUGAGAAAGUCUACAGUGAAUCCUUAAAUAUGCAUAAGGACUCGCUCACCCUGGGAACCCUACGGAUAUACAGCAACGGCCUGAGACAGCCACAUUUCCAUUUCAACGCUCACGAGAUGGGAUACGUCAUCAGUGGAUGCGGCUUGAUUGGAAUUGUAGGAGAAGAACCAGUUUCCGAGUUCUCAGUGGGUGUUGGCGACGUGUUCUUCUUCCCAAUUGGAACACAGCAUUACAUUAAAAGUGUCUGCGAUGAAGAUUUAUACAUGAUCCUGGCCUUCAGCACCGGAAACCAGUUGGAAACCUUGGAUAUGGAUGAUUAUUUCCACGCUACAGCCGAUCACAUCCUUGCACAGCUUUUCCAAAAGAACCAAGAUGAAUUUAAGAAGAUUCCAAGAUUUGCAGAUGACCAGGCUGUGAAUAUACCCUAAAUGCUGGACAGAUCGAUACACUCGUUCACAUUGCUAAACAUUAGUUCAAACCUGAAUACUACCAGAUAUCCUCGUUAAAGUAUUGUAAAGGACAGCAGUUAUUG